AUGGCUCCUCAAAACGUCGGAAUUCUCGCAAUGGAAAUCUACUUUCCUCCUACUUGUAUCCAACAGGAUACUCUAGAGGAUUUUGAUGGAGUCAGUAAAGGAAAAUACACAAUUGGACUUGGACAAGAUUGCAUGGCAUUUUGUUCAGAAGUAGAAGAUGUCAUCUCCAUGGGAUUGACAGCUGUCACUUCACUACUUGAGAAAUACGAGGUUGAUCCAAAGCAGAUUGGUCGGUUGGAAGUAGGAAGUGAAACUGUUAUAGACAAAAGCAAAUCCAUCAAGACUUUCCUCAUGGAUAUCUUUGAGGAAUGUGGAAACACGGAUAUUGAAGGUGUUGAUUCAACAAAUGCUUGUUAUGGUGGAACUGCAGCAUUAUUAAACUGUGUGAAUUGGGUUGAAAGCAACUCAUGGGAUGGGCGUUAUGGAUUAGUUGUCUGUACAGACAGUGCGGUGUAUGCAGAGGGACCCGCUAGACCCACUGGAGGAGCAGCUGCCAUUGCAAUGCUGAUAGGACCAGAUGCUCCAAUUGCAUUUGAAAGCAAAUUUAGAGCAAGUCAUAUGUCACAUGUUUAUGACUUUUACAAGCCUGACCUUGCAAGUGAAUAUCCGGUUGUUGAUGGAAAGCUUUCACAAACUUGUUAUCUCAUGGCACUUGAGUCUUGCUACAAGGGAUAUUGUCAGAAGUAUGAGAAAUUGCAAGGAAAACAGUUUUCAAUUGCUGAUGCUGAAUAUUUUGUAUUUCAUUCUCCUUACAACAAGCUUGUACAGAAGAGUUUUGCUCGAUUAGUGUUCAGUGAUGUUGCUAGAAACGCCAGCUCUGUUGAUGAGUCUGCCAAAGAGAAGCUAGGACAAUUCACAUCUCUAAAAGGUGAUGAAAGCUACCAAAAUCGUGACCUUGAAAAGGCAUCUCAACAAGUGGCAAAACCAUAUUAUGAUAAAAAAGUUAAACCUGGAACUUUAAUCAACAAGCAAGUUGGGAACAUGUAUACUGCUUCUAUAUAUGCAGCUUUUGCUUCUCUUAUUCAUGAUAAGAACAGCUCUCUGGAUGGAAAUCGGGUGAUGAUGUUCUCAUAUGGAAGUGGAUUAUCUGCCACCAUGUUUUCAUUGCAUCUUAGUGAGGGAAAAGCACCUUUUAGUUUGUCAAACAUUGCAAAGGUCAUGAAUGUUGAUGACAAGUUGAAGAGAAGGACUGAGCUUCCACCAGCAAAAUUUGUGGAACUGAUGAAGGUGAUGGAGCAUCGAUAUGGAGGCAAGGAUUUUGUGACUAGCAAAGAUACAAGUCUUUUAGCUCCCGGGACUUACUAUUUGACUGAAGUUGACUCCAAAUAUAGAAGAUUUUAUGCCAAGAAGACGACUGAGUUGUCUAAUGGCCAUUGAAAAGUCAAAGGGAAGAAUGUAGCAAAUAUGGAAGUCAACUUUGGGUCUUGUUUUUAAGUGUUGGAUUUGAUUUGGUUUAGGGUUAGGGUUAGGGUUGAUGUUGUAAGAGAAAAAAAAAAAGAGGAACCAAUAAUUAUUUGCUUUUGAUUUAAAGUUUGUUACAUAAUAACACUUGUUAAUUAUCUUGAAGAAAUGUGUAAAUUUAUUACCCAUUUACAAAUUAUUUGCUCAAGAUAAAAUUUACAAUGUAAAGUAAAGAUAUUAGGAAAUAAGA
This is a messenger RNA of Lactuca saligna, 1651 nucleotides long. The record is from the annotation of a GenBank genome assembly. Lineage: Eukaryota; Viridiplantae; Streptophyta; Magnoliopsida; Asterales; Asteraceae.